CAGUACUCAUAAUCGUCUUUGCCAAUAUUUCUUUCAUCUUUAUUCUCUUGUCUCAUGCACAUGCCUCGACUUCAAGAAGACGGAAGCGGUCCAUUUCGUGGCUUUUUGUUGUCGACCGUAGGUUCAGGCCGACCGACAGCAACGGGUACAAUCCACGAACCCACUGGUUUAGACCUAGCCAUGAAACUCCACUACAUUAAGGCGGUUUAUAUUUACUCUGCCGAGAUUGCAAGUGAGUUAACCGUUAUGCACGUGAAAGGGACCUUUUUCCCAGUGUUCGCUCAAAUCCCAUGGAUCACUGGCAGGUUAAGGCGUAGCGGUUCGGGACGUCCGUUCAUAAAGUGUAACGACUCCGGCGCGCGUUUUGUUGAAAGUCAGUGCGAAAUCACAGUGGAUGAGUGGCUACGUGUACCAGACCGGUGCGUUGAUGAGUCUUUAGUGUACCAUCAACCAGUUGGACCGGAGUUGGCAUACUCUCCUUUUAUAUAUAUUCAGAUGACCCGGUUUAAGUGCGGUGGAUUAGCAAUAGGCUUGAGCUGGGCUCAUAUCAUUGGAGACCCAUUCUCUCUUUCAGACUUCUUCAACUUAUGGACUCGGGGCUUAGCUGGUGAAGAAAUCUACUCCACCAAAACCUCUGACUCGAGAAGAGGCGUCCCAAAGCCGAAUUCCAGGGGAAAAGAACCAGUUUCCAUAAAACGGGUUGACCCGGUUGGAGACCUUUGGAUCGCUCCGAAUAACGACAAAAUGACAACAUACUCUUUCAACAUAACGGUCAAGAAUAUAAAAACAAACUUUCGGGCGAACGGAGAUGUGUUCGAGAUUCUCAGUGGGAUGAUAUGGAAAUGCAUAGCGAAGGCGAGGGGAGAACCGGAGCCGGUUACGAUCACGGUCAUCAGAUCUGAUCCGAACGGACUGAAACCUAGAGCGGUGAGAAACAGUCAGAUGAUUAGCUCCGUUCAGGUCGAUUUUUCUAUCGCAGAGGCGAAAUUGGAGGAGAUUGUUCAAUCUAUCGGAGAGGCGAAGGAUGAGAGGUCUGAGAUCGAUGAGAAAGAUGAUGGUGUUUUGGAUUUCGUCGUCUACGGAGCGAAAUUGACGUUUGUGGAUCUAAGCGAAGUUAAUUUCUACGAGGCCAAAAUAAAGGAGACGUCGCCGGUGUCGGUGUACUGUAAUGUUCAGGGGAUAGGAGAUGAGGGAGCUGUAGUGGUGUUGCCGGCGCUGGAUAGAGAGGAGAGGCUUGUGAUGGUGACGUUGCCAGAGGAUGAGAUUGACAAGGUAAAGUGUGAACUAAGGGAGUGGGGUUUAAUCACGCCAUUACUUAACGGAGAAUGAACAAAAAAAGCGGUGUUCUAUAUAUCUCGUUGUUGUUUUUCUCUAUAAAAUGUGUUUACGUUGCUUUGUAAUAUCAAUUAUGCUACGGAUGACGAAUUUGUAUGAAGAUUGAAAUAAGUAAAACAGGUUGUAAUGAUGUUUGUUCGAAUGUUAUAUGGUAAGAUAAUGC
Molecule: messenger RNA, 1498 nt
Organism: Eruca vesicaria subsp. sativa (arugula)
Lineage: Eukaryota; Viridiplantae; Streptophyta; Magnoliopsida; Brassicales; Brassicaceae
Source: the annotation of a GenBank genome assembly